CUCCCUCCUCCCUGCAGGUUCCCCAUUUUCAGGACACCCUGCCGUGCUCUCAGUGGCGCCCCCUGCUGGGAUGCCUCCCCCCAUGCAGCCUAUGUGUCUGGGGGGGCCCUGUCCGCCGCCCCCGCCCCCUCCGGGCCCCCCGCCCCCCUCGGCUGGGGCGCCCCCACCCCCGCCUCCUCUACCCAUGGGUGACGCGUCCGCGCCCACCGGGCUGGCGGCCAUGAUCGCCGGAGCCAAGCUGCGCCGAGUCCAGAGGCCUGAGCCUGAAAAUUCUGCUGCCAAAAAUGAUGCCAAUCGACAGAGUGGCAGUGGCGGAGGUCUAAUGGAGGAAAUGAACGCCCUGCUGGCGCGAAGACGGAAAGCGUGUGAAACGCCAGAGAGGAAAGAUGAGGACGGCCAAAAUGACGACCCCAACUCCCCCUCCCCUAUGGCCCGGGGCCAGAAUGCCACAGACGGCGUGAAGAAGCCAUGGGACAGGGCCAACUCUGCUGAGCGCUCGUCGCUAGUAUCAAAGGUUCGGCCUGUGGGAAGCACCAGUGACACAGACGCCUUAGACCUGGACAGAAUGAAACAGGAGAUAUUGGAAGAAGUUGUCCGUGAGCUGCACAAGGUGAAGGACGAGAUCAUUGAUGCCAUUAGACACGAACUGAGUCGAAUCAGCACGACAUAAUCCCCUGGACCAACGUGACCCACCUGUCUGAGACCCACCCUACCCCAACCCCAACCCCCCCAUACCAGGACCUGCUGUAGCCCUGAAGAGGAAGGGAUCGUCACCGUGGCAACCGUCUGGGCUGUCUGUCAAUCACAGCGGCUGUUCUAAAAAAGAAUCAUGGUACCAUUCCUUCCUCUGACACGACAGAAACAUCCUUUGGUAGCCACCGGUGUGAAACAGUGCAGAAGACUGCAGGACACUUGCACUGAUUUCUCUUAGUCUUUUUUGUUUUCAUUUUUCAAACUAAUUGAUCUGUAAAGACUGUCUUUUCAACAUGUCUUUAGGGAUGUAACUAAAUUUGAACAUCU
Clupea harengus (Atlantic herring) is the source of this 1020-nucleotide messenger RNA. RefSeq names its product ena/VASP-like protein (gene evlb). The record is from RefSeq and is a predicted model, not a curated record. The transcript is spliced from 8 exons. Gene Ontology annotation, molecular function: profilin binding; SH3 domain binding; actin binding. Bases 71 to 670 code for a protein of 199 amino acids. Gene Ontology annotation, biological process: actin polymerization or depolymerization; protein homotetramerization; positive regulation of actin filament polymerization. Lineage: Eukaryota; Metazoa; Chordata; Actinopteri; Clupeiformes; Clupeidae. Gene Ontology annotation, cellular component: cytoskeleton.